This is a messenger RNA of Fusarium pseudograminearum CS3096, 1224 nucleotides long. RefSeq lists its product as uncharacterized. The transcript has 3 exons. Gene Ontology annotation, molecular function: fumarylacetoacetase activity. Gene Ontology annotation, biological process: homogentisate catabolic process; L-tyrosine catabolic process; L-phenylalanine catabolic process. NCBI's taxonomy places the organism in Eukaryota, Fungi, Ascomycota, Sordariomycetes, Hypocreales, Nectriaceae. Bases 1 to 1224 code for a protein of 407 amino acids. The record is from RefSeq and is a predicted model, not a curated record.
AUGGCUACAGCAGAUUUCUCCCACCACUUCUCCAACAAGAACAUUCCCUUUGGAAUCGCUUCUUCAGCCGCCCAUGAGAACCCUCAGGCUGUCACUAGACUGGGAAACACUGUCGUCUUUCUGAAUGAUGCCGUAGACCUGUUCAAGGAUGUCGAGGGUGUUUUCAACCAACCAACUCUCAACGCGUUUGCAGCUCUCCCCAGGAGCGUGCACCAAGAUGUUCGAAAGCAAAUCCAAUCAGCAUACCAAAAGAGCGGACUUGACGGCUUCUCGUCCGCUAGCAAGGAAGAUUUUAGCGCCGUCACAAUGCAUCUACCCAUGGAAAUCAAAGACUUUGCAGACUUCUCCUGCUCUUUGGAUCACGUCAUAAACGCAGGACGUAUUGUUGUCAACAAUCCCAACCCACCGCCAGGCUUCUUUCACUUUCCUGUCGGCUAUCAAGGUCGCACAAGCUCCAUUGUUGUGUCAGGUACCGACAUUGAGCGACCAUACGGACAAUUCCGCAACCCCAAUACGUCUAAUGGAGAAAGCGCUGUCGUUUACGGACCUUCUCAAAAGGUUGAUUAUGAGGUUGAACUCGCGGCUGUCAUUGGAAAGCCGUUGGGCAUGAAGCAGAGGCUGAAUGCAAAGGAUGCGGAGGAACACAUCUUUGGUUUUGCUAUCCUCAACGACUGGAGUGCCCGCGAUAUUCAAGGUUUUGAGAUGAGUCCUCUUGGUCCAUUCAACGGCAAGAGUCUGGGAACUUCACUCUCUCCAUGGAUCGUCACACUCGACGCCCUAGACCCUUACAGGACACGCUCCCCCGCUCAGCAAACCCUUGCAGCGUCAUACCUCCAACAUCCAAACCCAUCAACCUUUUCCAUCACCAUGAAAGUUGAAGUCUUGGCCAACGAGACUGCCACAACUGUCGGUGUGUGUCCUGUGGAGGCUCUGUACUGGACUCCCCAGCAGAUGAUUGCCCACUCUGUCAGUUCAGGCAGUGCUCUCCGAACUGGAGAUGUUCUGGCUACGGGAACAGUCACUGGUUCCGACGAAACGAGCAGAGGAUGUAUGCUCGAGGCAACAGAGGGUGGUUCCAAGCCUCUUACUCUGGAAGAUGGAUCCAAGAGAGGAUUCCUCGAGGAUGGUGAUGUCGUCAGGAUAACAGCUGUUGUUGGAAAGGAAGGUUCUGGCGUUGGAUUUGGAGAAUGUACUGGACAACUUACGCCUGCUCGACCUUAUUAG